Rosa rugosa (rugosa rose) is the source of this 306-nucleotide messenger RNA. Its product is annotated as protein transport protein Sec61 subunit beta-like. Gene Ontology annotation, biological process: intracellular protein transport. NCBI's taxonomy places the organism in Eukaryota, Viridiplantae, Streptophyta, Magnoliopsida, Rosales, Rosaceae. The transcript has a single exon. The record is from RefSeq and is a predicted model, not a curated record. Gene Ontology annotation, cellular component: Sec61 translocon complex. The annotation marks the transcript as partial.
UUCGGAACAACGGCUCAAGGCUCAUCUCAGUCCCAAACAACGUCGUCUUCCACGACCUCAUGCCCUGGCGUCAUGGCUCCUCUUGGUUCAGCUACUGCCACAGCUGGAAUGCGCAGCCGUCGUAUCGGCAGCGGUGGUGGCUCUGGUGCCGGAAACAACAUACUCAGGUUCUACACCAACGACGCUCCUGGCUUGAAGAUCUCCCCCACCGUCAUGCUCGUCAUGAGCCUCUGCUUCAUCGGCUUCGUCACUGCCCUCCACGUCUUCAGCAAGCUCUACCUCCACCGAUCCAUCGGCGAAGCUUAA